UUGUUCAAAAUUGUAUAUUUUAAAAACUUUUUUUUGUUUUAUAAAACAUGCUUUAUGUCAAAUUAUAUAAAUAAUUGUUUAUCACGAUUAAAUUUACAUUUGUUCAGUCUAACUUAUCUUCUAUUUUCCUCAUACGUAUAUAAGAGAUCAAGUUUGGAAAGUGGUGCCCUCUGUUCCAAACAGUUUGGAAUAUUGUCAGCGGGCAGGCGCUGGACCGCCUUCUGAGGCUGCGUGUGGGAUAAAGAGGACAAGACAGAGAAAGAUCGCGAUUCAAACUCGAAAUCUAACGAGGAACUCUCAGAGCCACGCGAGUGGCCGCGCGAUACAGCACGGGUGUUUGAAAACGGCCGAUAACAGUGUGCAUCGCGCCAUGUGUACGGAGAAAAGUGCGAAUUUGCAGUGGCUUCUUUAUUCCAUAUUGCUCAUUUGUGGAUUUGUUCUAUCAUACGGAAGCUGCCAAAACGCGGAUCCGCGAGAACAGUUCGAUAACAGGGAUGACGCGAGGAAAAUAGACGAUCUGCGCGAUGAACUGCAGGCUGACGAUGCGGAUCAGUCGUAUGUCUGGGAUGCGUCUCUCGAGGGUAAAAAGACGCUCGAUGAGAACGGGAGCUCCCUCUCGUCUCGAAACGCGGCGGAGGUGUCGGAGACGGAAGUGGAAACAGCGCCUCGGGCAGACGGAAAUAGGGACAAGGUCCUCGUUCCACCAGGAGGUGUUUCCAACUCAUCGUUUCGGCCGGGUCUGAAUGUCACAGCCUCGACAUCGAUCACUCGCCGAAAGGGCGAGGGCGGUGACAGAUCGCGGAAGAAACGUCGCAGAAACAAAGAUUCGAAGAACACGAACACAGAGAUGGUGGAUCGUCAACGCGACGGCGCUCAGGAGAACGAGAUCAGGGGAAAGCGAAACGGACAGGCGAAGAAGCCGAAAGAUACGGCGGCGAGGAGGUAUCGCGCCGAGCGUCGAAGGAGGAGAAAGAAUCGCGAGCGGAAACGUGGGAGGAAGAGGCCGAGGAACGGCGAGAAGAGCGGCGAGGCGCGUAGAGCGUCCAAGUUGAAGAGAAGGAUGAACGACGCGCCCGCGGCGCUGCUCCUCGGCAAGAUCGAUGGCCACGUGGUGGACGACACGACGAACGUGACUUGGAGAGGUAACCAAACGCGCCCGAGCGGCACGGAUGUUACGUCACCGUCCAAUCUUCAGGACCAAUUAACCACCGAGGCUACGAAGAGAUCCCCGCAGACCACCUCGCGUUACAACAUGUACGAGGACACCGUGGAGAGAGAAUUUUCCAAACAGCUCGAGAAAGAGAUCUCGCAGAUGGAGGAUCCGGCCAGCUUGGAGAACCGUAUCCUGGGCAGCUCUGUGCCCAAGUCGUCUAGGAGAAACUCGGGUCGAAAAGAGGAGGAGGAGGAGAGGGGCGGUAAAGGGAACGAGGCGAAGUUUGGCAACUCUAGGUACGACGCUGAGAAGAUGUUGGGCUACUCGAGGACGGAGGAGGAUCUGCCUAUUCUGGAUUUGGAGAACGAGGUGCUGGCGAGGACGUUGAAGGAUUACAACGCGUACAUGACGUCGAGUUUGAGAUUGUCGAUGGUGGCGAGGCGGGACGAGGUGGAGCGGAGGAGAGCCGGUGGCGGAUCGCAUUUUCACGGAAAGCCCAUAAUCGACGAGGCAGAGUUGGACAGGUUGGGCGGAAAGAAGAGCACGGAAUGGGCGAGCAGCACGGCGGCGUACGAGGACGAUACGAAGGGGGAUUUAUCUUGCAUAAACGGGACGUUCGUGCCGGCACCCCUCGCCCGGCAUGCGCUGAUCAAAUAUGUAAAGAUCCAUUACAUUUUGGAAUUCGAACUCGAUCCACCGUUAGAAAAAUAUAAAAUUAAUUCUCAUUAUCUCAUAGAUAUCAAUGAGUGUCUGUUGAACAACGGGCACGGGCCUUGUCAGGAUACGUGUCGGAACACCAUAGGCGGCUAUGAAUGUUCCUGCGACAGUCUACAGGACACCGUGCUGUCAGCCGACAACCACACGUGUCAGACAGCGGGUCCCUGUAGCGUCAACAACGCGGGAUGCUCCCACACCUGUCUCUCCACCAUGGGACGAGUAUUUUGUCUCUGUCCCGACGGUUUCAUCCUGGAGGACGACUGGAAAACCUGUCAAGACGUGGACGAGUGCCAACCCGAUUUGCAAACGGAGAUGUGUCGGUACGGUUGUAUCAACACACCAGGAUCUUAUCGAUGCGCGGAGCCAAUGGAGUUGAAGGAUCAACCGAUACUGGACAGCUUGUCCAUCACGUGCCUGCCGGGCUACGAGGCCACCCCCGAUGGAACUUGUAUCGAUAUCAAUGAAUGUACAGUUGACAACGGUGGGUGCACAGAAGUCUGCGAAAAUACGGAUGGAAGCUUCUUCUGCGCCUGUGACGGUGACGAAAAAGCUCUGUCGUCGGAUGGCAAGUCCUGCGUGGAUAUAAAUAAUGUAUCCUGCCCACCGUUGAAUCCGGAGGGUCGAGGAUAUUUAAUGUGUUCACGUUUAGCUACUCCAAAGCCAUGGAGAGGUAGACGAAGAGUGGCCAAUCGACCAGGUACCAAAUGUUUCUUGAAGUGUCCCCAUGGGUAUCAACUUCACGGAGAAUACGAAUUGACUUGUAGAUCGGAUGGUUCGUGGGACGGUCCAAAGCACGGCGAGUGUGUCAGAUACAGCAAGCCUCGUUUAGAGUGCCCGAAAGAUGUGAUGGCGGAACUGCCACCAGGGAGAGACGAGGCCUUCGUGACGUUCGAUCAACCGUCGACAGAUCUCGAUUGGUUCCGGUACGUUCGAUCGAAACCCUCCUGGGGGACCAGGCUGGAGGCUAAUCUAACCCCGGGUGUGCAUGAGAUCACGUUCUUCGCGAGACACCCGGUAUCGAAGAAGCAAGCUAGCUGCGUGUUGCGCAUCAUUGUCAAAGGAGGCGAGGCGCCAAAAGUUAAAGACUGUCCGAACGACAUAGAGGUCACGGGGAGAAAUGGGACAGCGAUUACGUGGACCGAGCCAAUUUUCACGGACAACGUGAAGGUGACCCGGAUUAGGAGCAACGAGGUUGAUGCCUGCUGGAGAAUAAGUUAUAGGUUCUACAUAGACUUUGGACUUCUUCGUUUGUAUAAUCAUGAAGAUUUAUACGAAUGUAUGUUCGGUAUGUUUCAAUUAUAUAAGAUGUUGAUGAGACAGAUUCGAAGGGUCGAUUUUAGAGGCCAAAAGAAACUGAAAAGUUGGUCAUCCAUUAGUUAUAAGGAAUUGGAAGUUUUGUGUUAGAUAAAGGGGGAUAGAAUAAAA
Molecule: messenger RNA, 3295 nt
Organism: Apis florea (little honeybee)
Lineage: Eukaryota; Metazoa; Arthropoda; Insecta; Hymenoptera; Apidae
Molecular function (GO): calcium ion binding
Source: RefSeq, a predicted model, not a curated record